Molecule: messenger RNA, 849 nt
Organism: Alosa alosa (allis shad)
Lineage: Eukaryota; Metazoa; Chordata; Actinopteri; Clupeiformes; Clupeidae
Exons: 2
Coding region: 70-849 (259 amino acids)
Source: RefSeq, a predicted model, not a curated record
UGCACCACCACCUCUAUGUGAAACUGGAGAAGUGUGUUUUCCACCAAACCACCAUCCCAUUCCUUGGCUAUGCCAUCGGCCCUGAGGGUGUCGAGAUGGAAGAGAAGAAAGUUAGCACGGCCAGUAACACCAGGUCCCCUGUCUGAUGCCGUUCCUCGGGACACUCCACCUCCCUGUCUGGAGAUCGAUGGGACAUCUGCCUAUUCUGUGCGUGCUCUCCUCGAUUCCAGACGCCGUCAAGGCCACAUGCAAUACCUGGUUGACUGGGAGGGGUAUGGUCCCGAAGAGCGAUGUUGGGUUGGCCGGGAUGACAUCCUGGAUCCGAAUCACGGAAUUUCACCGGACGCAUCCAAACCGCCCGGCACCUCGCCCACGGGGACGGCCUGCCGGUCGGCGCCCUCUCGCGGCUGGAGCAGCUCGUCAGAGGGGGGGUACUGUAACAGCCCUGCCUCGUUCCAACAGCAAUUCCCUGACUCCACCCACCAGAUCAUUAUCCCCUGUCUACUAAUUCAGUGUCUCGUUUCAGUUAACCCCUUGCACCUGAACACACCCCUAUUUAAACCCUCCUGUUCUGCCUCCCUUUGUGUUGCCUUAGUUCAAACGCCGAAGGACUGGUUGUCACUGCUGUGUUUGCUGCUCUCGUUGAACUUGUUACGUUUUCAACUUUCUGGAUUAUCUUCUGUGUGUUUGUUAUUGCCCUCGUGCAAGUUUUGUUUCUUGAUUAAAAGUCAAGUCCUGCAUUUGCUUCCGGCCUGGUCAUUCCUUGACAACAUUUGCCAUGGCAAAACAUUUACAUCCAUUUGUAUUGUCUUCUUACUACAGUAUGUGACCCUGUUUAUUAUCUAUUAA